Yamadazyma tenuis ATCC 10573 is the source of this 1350-nucleotide messenger RNA. The record is from RefSeq and is a predicted model, not a curated record. NCBI's taxonomy places the organism in Eukaryota, Fungi, Ascomycota, Pichiomycetes, Serinales, Debaryomycetaceae.
GAAAAUUGAACUCAAUGUCUCGAGCUUGGAGUAUUGCCAUAGGCACGGCGGCAACGACCGUGUUGAUAGUCGAAGGGAUCCACUACCUUCUUAAUACCAGCAAUAAUACGGCAUCAAUUCUUUCGGAGCCCAAACAACAGCCACUGACUGAGUACCCUGAAGAGUUGAUCGCCGAACAACUUGCAAGAAACUACGCUUUUUUGGGUGAAGAAGGAAUGGACAAGUUCAGGAAACAGAACAUAGUGGUGGUGGGAGCCGGGGGUGUAGGUUCAUGGGCUGCCACCAUGUUGGUACGUUCGGGAGUGGGAAAAAUCAGAAUCAUCGAUUUUGACCAAGUCACCUUAAGCUCUUUGAACAGACAUGCGGUAGCCAACUUGAAGGAUGUGGGGAUCCCCAAGGUUCAGUGCUUGAAAAACCACUUGGAGCAGAUUGCUCCGUGGGUACAGAUCGACGUGAAGAAUCAGUUGUGGAAUAAGGAAAGUGCUGGAGACUUGAUUUUUGGUGGAGACUUCAAGCCCACUUAUAUUGUUGAUUGUAUCGAUAAUAUUGACACCAAAGUUGACCUUCUAGCAUUUUGCCACGAAAACAAGUUACCUGUAGUAUCUUCGGGAGGGGCUGCUUGCAAGUCUGACCCUUCUCGUAUCAAUAUUGGAGAUAUCAGCAAAACAGAAGAAGAUCCUUUGACCAGAUCAGUACGGAUCCGGUUGAAAAAAAGAGGCAUCAUCACCAACAUCCCCACCGUGUUCUCUGCCGAGAAACCGGACCCCAGAAAGGCCCAGCUCUUGCCAUUGUCUCCUGAGGAGAUUGCUAAGGGGAAAGUAGACGAAUUGGCAGCUUUACAGAGGUUUAGAGUACGUAUUUUGCCGGUUUUGGGAACCAUUCCUGGAAUGUAUGGCUUAACUAUUGCCACCUACAUCAUUACUAGCGUGGCCGGGUACCCACUAGAGCCUAUAGAAGGGAAAAACCGGUACAAGAUAUAUGACAGUAUCUUCCAAAGUCUCGCAGGCCAACAGAGCAGAAUAGGACAAUUGGACCAAAGAGUACCUAUUUCCAUGACCGAUGUCAGUUACAUUCUCGAGGAGAUUUUCCACGGUAAGUCUCCCAUUUCCAACUAUUCUACCAAAUUGACAUUGUCCCGGUGGGAUCCUACUAAGGAAUUAAGCUUGCAGAACAUAGUGGUGAUGACGAAGCAAGAACAGUCGGACCACGAAAAGCGGGUUCUCAAUGGCAACGAAAGGUUGCAAGACGUAUACUCCCCUGAAGUGCUUGCGUUCGUCAACAGUCGUUUUGCCGACGAGAAGUACUGGUCUCAAUUUAGAUAGGUCCAUAGAUAUACAUGACUUUAUUGCA